This is a messenger RNA of Trachymyrmex cornetzi, 2501 nucleotides long. RefSeq names its product engulfment and cell motility Ced-12 (gene Ced-12). Lineage: Eukaryota; Metazoa; Arthropoda; Insecta; Hymenoptera; Formicidae. Gene Ontology annotation, biological process: actin filament organization; cell motility. Gene Ontology annotation, cellular component: plasma membrane. The transcript is spliced from 7 exons. The record is from RefSeq and is a predicted model, not a curated record. The coding region runs from base 185 to 2365 and encodes 726 amino acids.
ACGGGCGGAAGCGGGCUCGCCUGCUCUAACAUUGCAGUCACGUGAUCGUUGGAUCGCUGUCAGACUAGUCGAAUGACAGCGGAAACGUCAAAGCUCGCCAACGGAUUGUAAACAAACUGGAGCAGCGUGUACGGAACACCGUAAUCGCGCAUCUCGCCGUACGGAUCUCGUUUUCGCUUCUUUUAUGUACACGCAAGCAAUCAAAAUGCCGGUUCAAAAGGAUUCGAAUAUCGUGAAAAUCGCCGUUCAGAUGACGGAUCAGGUACCGCAGCUCAUCGAGUUCAAUCAAAAGCAACCUUUGGCUGGAAUUAUUCAGGAAUUGUGCAAUGGAUGGGGUUUAUCUGAUGCUGAAUCAUACUCUUUACAAUUUUCGGAAAGUAACAAUCAAAAUUACAUUACGGAGAAGAAUAGAAAUGAGGUAAAGAAUGGCAGUAUUCUUAGAUUGGAGUUUUCACCCUCGAAAACAGCGAGUGAUAUUUUGACCAAGCUUAAUAAUGGUACGGCAGAAGAGAAAGUGACAGCUUUGCAGAAACUGAGUACACUCAGUAUAGACAUGACCUUUGCGUUGGAAUUUAUAAACAAGAAAGGAUUAGCAUUAAUUAUUUCGCAGGUGGAAGGUGGAAAGUAUAAAGGAAACACCCUUGCAUAUUCCCUUCAAUCGUUUGUGGAAUUGAUGGAUCAUGGAAUUGUAUCAUGGGAUAUAUUGGAAACGCCCUUUAUCAAUAAAGUGGCUAGCUACGUGAAUAACCAAUCAGUAACACAGGACACUAGUAUAGUGGAAGCUUCUCUAAGUAUUUUAGAAAAUAUUGUUCUCAAUUCAACAGGCAAAUAUGGACAAGUGGAAAAAGAAGUUACUUUUCCCAAUCUUGUAAUGCAUUUGCAAUGCAUGAAUCCACAAAUUCAACAAAAUGCGAUAGCUUUAAUAAACGCGCUGUUUCUCAAGGCUGAUCUACACAAGAGGCGAGCAGUUUCUGCUACAUUACAAUCUAAACAAGUCAGGAAUGUGUUCUUGACAAAUGUCAUACAAUCCACUGGACAGGUCGGAGCGGAAAUGGCGCAUCAACUCUAUGUACUGCAGACGCUAAUGCUAAGUCUUUUGGAACAACGAAUGAUGGCCAAGAUGGAUCCACAGGAUCAAGACGCACAUGAUAAAAUUAAGGAACUUCGAAGGAUCGCUUUUGAUACAGAAGGUGCGAAUAGUGGAGAUGUAGCUGCUCGCAAACAGGGACUUUUCGCCAAAGAUUACAAGAAAUUAGGCUUCAAGUACGACAUCAAUCCUGCUCUUGAUUUUACCGAGACUCCACCGGGGAUGCUUGCGUUGGACUGUAUGGUGUACUUUGCGCGUAAUCAUACUGAAGCUUAUACCAAGGUUGUUCUCGAAAAUUCGUGCAGAGCGGACGAGCAUGAGUGUCCCUUUGGCAGAACAAGUGUAGAACUUGUUAAAUUGCUUUGCGAGAUAUUACGCAUUGGCGAAGCACCCAGCGAACAGGGUCAGUCUUAUCAUCCAAUGUUCUUUACACACGAUCAUCCAUUUGAAGAAUUUUACUGUGUCUGUAUUGUAUUGUUGAAUAAAACGUGGAAGGAAAUGAGAGCAACUACGGAAGAUUUUGUCAAAGUCUUCUCCGUUGUACGCGAGCAGAUUACUAGAGCGCUUCAAUACAAGCCUACAGGACUGGAUAAGUUUAAAAACAAGUUACAACAGUUGCCCUAUUCGACAAUCACUAACCUUUGGCAACAGGAAAGGACAAAUAGGGAGGAAUGGGAAAGUCACGCGAGGCCAAUUGUUGAACUUCGAGAACAGAUUACUCCUGAAAUCUUGGAGCUAAUUCAGCAGCAGCGAUUAGGAUUUUUGGUGCAGGGUACCAGAUUCAUGAAAUACAGUGCCAGAGGACAACGAAUUAAAGAUAAAUUUUGGUACGUCCGCUUAUCGCCAAAUCAUAAAGUUUUUCAUUAUGGAGAUUGCGACGAGAAAUCGGUGCCAACGAUCGACGAACUUCCUACGAAACUAGCAGUAGUCGAAAUUCGAGGAUUAUUAACCGGCAGGGAUUGUCCGCAUAUGAAAGACUUACAAAGGCGGAAAACUACUCAUCAGUUGGCGUUUUCCUUAGCCUUGGACUCUGUUGAAGUGUCUAGUCUCGAUUUCGUUGCUCCCGAUGAACAGGUUUUCGACUAUUGGACUGACGGCAUUAGUGCUUUACUCGGAAAUAGAAUGACUAGCAAAGAAGCUGAAAAUGAUUUGGAAACUUUAUUAUCCAUGGACAUCAAGUUAAGACUUUUAGAUGCCGAAGGGAUCGAUAUUCCGCAAGAUCCACCCGCGAUUCCCGAACCACCGCCAAAUUAUGAUUUUUGCUAUGAGUUGAAGUAAAAAUUGUGAGUGUCGUCCUUGUCUAUGACUAUAGAUAUAGUUUACAUUAAUUUUUUACAAGUCAUUGAUCUUUGUCCAUAAAUAUCGAUUUUUAUAUUUUUUCUCAUCUUUUGCAUAUAUUGUUACGAUAUAUUGA